Messenger RNA from Geosmithia morbida, 372 nucleotides. RefSeq lists its product as uncharacterized. NCBI's taxonomy places the organism in Eukaryota, Fungi, Ascomycota, Sordariomycetes, Hypocreales, Bionectriaceae. The transcript is spliced from 2 exons. The record is from RefSeq and is a predicted model, not a curated record. Bases 1 to 372 code for a protein of 123 amino acids.
AUGUCUCUCAUCAAUACCUUUUUGCUCUCGUCCACGUCAGCAUCAGGCCUAGCCUGUAUUGACCACAUCAUGGUCUCGGGCUUGGCUCCUAAUGGCGUGCAGGGCAUCGAUGCCGGCUUUGCAGAGAACCCUCAGCAGGAGCCUCUCGUCCUAAUGUCGGCAACCGGCCGAUACGCCAGUAGGACUGUCUUGACGGUGAUCCAUGCUGCGUUCGGUGUCGCAUCCUGCUCGCUUGCCGGAGCCAUUGCUUCACUUCAGUACAAGACCCUUGGCUGGUCUAGUGAAUUUUGGGGCAGGGCUGAUGCAGACACUACGUGGAAUUUGUGGGUAAACAAUGUCUCGACGGUUGAUAGGGCUACCGUUAACUCCUAA